This is a messenger RNA of Myotis davidii, 416 nucleotides long. Its product is annotated as talin-2-like. Gene Ontology annotation, molecular function: actin filament binding; integrin binding. Lineage: Eukaryota; Metazoa; Chordata; Mammalia; Chiroptera; Vespertilionidae. Gene Ontology annotation, cellular component: plasma membrane; focal adhesion. The record is from RefSeq and is a predicted model, not a curated record. Gene Ontology annotation, biological process: cell-cell adhesion. The coding region runs from base 17 to 244 and encodes 75 amino acids. The transcript has 2 exons.
GGUGGCAGCUAGAGAGAUGGCCCAAGCUCUGAAGACCCUGGCCCAGUCUGCCCAUGGAGUGGCUGCAUCGGCGAGUGACCCCGCAGCUGCACACGCCAUGUUAGAUUCUGCUCGAGAUGUGAUGGAGGGCUCGGCCGUGCUCAUCCCAGAAGCCAAGCAGGCCCUGAUUGUUCCUGGAGAUGCGGAGAGUCAGCAGAGGCUGGCCCAGGUUACCGUCACCCUGCGAGCGCCUCCUGCUCUCUAAGCACAGGAUGUUCCAGGCGCACCUGGUGCUUUGCCUGCCCCGCGUUGGGAUUGGCCACUGCCCAGGAGCCCUGGCCCCUUUGAAGGAGACGGGUAUCCAGAAGCCAAGAUCCGGUGUCAGGCGCUGGCCCUCUUUUGAAGGUAGAGAAAACAGAAUUUACAGAUGGAUUGAA